This is a messenger RNA of Seriola dumerili (greater amberjack), 1172 nucleotides long. RefSeq lists its product as uncharacterized. Lineage: Eukaryota; Metazoa; Chordata; Actinopteri; Carangiformes; Carangidae. The transcript is spliced from 8 exons. The record is from RefSeq and is a predicted model, not a curated record. Bases 29 to 811 code for a protein of 260 amino acids.
CACUCUGGUUUACCUGUCUGUUGUUACCAUGACUGAACAGAAGGACGGUGAUGAGGUGAAGUUUACCUGCUCUGUAUCAGCUGCUCCAGGUCUCACACACACAGUGAAGUGGCUGCAUGAGCGUCAGAAUGUGGAUGAAGGCAACACAGACAUAAAGACAUCACAGUCUAAGAGCUCAGCUACUGUCACGUUUCCUUCCUCUCUUCUCAAGAAGCCAAAGUAUCAUGAGUUGUUUCAGUGUGAAGUGACUGAUGGUCUCAGAGGAAAAGUGCAGCUGUUUACCUUCAGUGCUCCGUCCUCAGGUGAGAAACCAGGUGAGGACAGGACAACAACUGUCCAAACAACAACUGAAAACAGGAAGAAUUCCUGGAUGGACCCAGCAGCACCUGACCACAGUGACACGUCACCUACACAACCAGACUGGCGGUUAUACGCUGCUGUGGCCGGGGCUUCGGCAGCACUCUUGGUAAUCAUCGUGGCGCUGAUCAUAUGGAAGAGAGCGAAAGGGAGGAAACCACAGAAGGACGAACAUGCGGAAAAUGCAGAGCAGGGACAGGGAUUAAACCCUACAGAGACCCAGUCGGCUCCAGGAACCAGCCAGGACACGGCUGAUCCUGACGACGGGGUUUCCUACGCCUCCAUCAGCUACACCAAGACCAACGGUAGAGCCCAGGUACGAGUCAGAGACGACGACGAUGAUGAUGAAGGCGAUGCCGUGACCUACAGCACCGUGAAGGUUUCUUCCUCCUCUGCUGGAGCCUCCACUGAUCCCAGCGACGUCUACGCCAACGUCAACAAGACAGACAGAUAAGACGCCGCGGCAGCUGAGAACCGUUUCACCAGCUUUGGAUGUUUGUUGUUGUUUCAGAAUGAACGAGUCUUCACCACCUUCACCUGUCAGAUAGAUCCAGAGAGGACAGAUCCGUCAGAUAGAUCCAGAGGGGACAGAUCCGUCAGUUAGAUCCAGAGAGGACAGAUCCGUCAGAUAGAUCCAGAGGGGACAGAUCUGUCAGUUAGACCCAGAGAGGACAGAUCCAUCAGAUAGAUCCAGAGAGGACAGAUCUAUCAGAUAGAUCCAGAGGGGACAGAUCCGUCAGAUAGAUCCAGAGAGGACAGAUCUGUCAGAUAGAUCCAGAGAGGACAGAUCCAUCAGAUAGAUCCAGAGAGGACAG